CUUUCUUUUCACAAUUUCCACUUCUCCCCCAAUCACCCUCACAAAUCACAAUUCAAUCCCCACGACUUCACGCUCGCAGUCGGUGAUCCACUUUCAAUUCGGAAUUUGUACUCAUACAGACAUCGUAAUCGUUCGAUUAGGGUGAUUGUAAAUUUGUAAUGGCUUCAAUCGUACACGACGAGCACUGAAUUCGCCUACGCGACUACACACUCACGUUCCUCGCGCUUCAUCCGAUUUUUUUAGUCUCCAUUCUUCCAUGGCGGCGCCGAGGAGCCUGAUCGGCGACCAGUUGGGCAGGCUGGAGGCAAUGAAGGACGAGGAGAAUGCCGCGGAGGACGAUUCCCCCACCGCCAAGCGCCUCAAAUCUGAGCGGUUCCCUCUCACGCGAUGGGAACUCGUCGUGUUUGUUUGUGUCUUUCUUGUCUUCUCGGCGGGGCUCCUCUGCGUCUAUUUCACAAUGCCCGCUGCUGAGUUCGGCAAGGUCAAGCUGCCGCGCAGUAUUUCUGAUCUCCGUAUGCUAAAGGACCAUCUGGCAGCAUAUGCAAAGGAUUAUCCAGCGCAAUUCAUUUUGGGUUACUGCUCAACUUAUAUAUUCAUGCAGACAUUUAUGAUUCCUGGAACAAUUUUCAUGUCACUGCUUGCUGGAGCACUUUUUGGCGUUGUUCGAGGCCUUGUCCUAGUUGUCUUAAAUGCAACAGCAGGAGCAUCAUCCUGCUUUUUUCUUUCUAAGUUGAUUGGCAGACCAUUAGUUUGUAGGUUAUGGCCUGAAAAGUUGAGAUUUUUUCAGGCGGAGAUAGGGAAGCGUCGGGAAAAGCUGCUGAAUUACAUGCUUUUUCUGAGGAUAACUCCAUCGUUGCCAAACCUUUUCAUUAAUUUGGCAUCUCCCAUUGUUGACAUACCAUUCCACAUUUUCUUUCUGGCAACUUUGCUUGGUAUUAUUCCAGCUUCCUAUAUCACUGUCAGAGCUGGCCUGGCUCUUGGUGAUCUCAAGUCAGUCAAGGAUCUGUAUGAUUUUAAGACUUUAUCCGUGCUUUUCCUUAUCGGAUCAGUCAUUAUGGUUCCUACCCUUCUUAAGAGGAAGAGAAUAUAUGAAUGAAAGUUAUGCUGUUCAAGUCUCUCCUGUCCUACCUAAAUCUGAUUAAAAGUAGUAAAGUUAUCGACUUUUGAGAAUAUUGGCUUGAGUGGAACUGCAGGUCCUGGAUGUCAUUGUUCUUCCUACCUGAGAGCUUUACUGGGUAAGUCAGUCUACACGUUUCGAUGUAACACUGGUUGAUUACUCUCCCCACCAAUGACACAAUAGAGGUUAUAGAAGCUUCUUUUACGUUUUCCUCAGUAUCUCCUGUAUAUCAUAAUUCAAUCAUCUCCAGUAUGGACCUUUCUAGACUACUGGGGGCACCAAAGUUCAUUGAUAACGACUGUUUUUUCACUGACAUUGUUAUAUGAAUGUUUUAAUGGUAUUAUUUAGUGCAAUACUAUAAAUUUACCGUAUGUGUA
Molecule: messenger RNA, 1494 nt
Organism: Tripterygium wilfordii
Lineage: Eukaryota; Viridiplantae; Streptophyta; Magnoliopsida; Celastrales; Celastraceae
Exons: 4
Coding region: 257-1096 (279 amino acids)
Cellular component (GO): endoplasmic reticulum
Source: RefSeq, a predicted model, not a curated record